AUGAGUAGAGGAAGUACAAUAUCGACAGACAGGCAUCUGGAACAUGCCAAUUAUGAUGAAGAAACAAAUAUAAUUCAAAGUUUAAGUGAGUCAGCUGAGAGAUCACGACGUAGACAAUCACAAUCCUAUUUUGUUAAUCGUUCAAUAAAGUUUAUAUGGUUUUGUUCUGCUAUUACUCUGGGAAUUAUAGUGAUUGUAUUUGUUGGUCUGUUAGUUGCUUCCAGAAUGUACGAGAAAAUAUAUAGGGACACUGUCAACAAACAAGUACACCCAUUAGCGAGAUUAACUCGCAAGGAAAAGCUCAAAAUUGAUAAUAAUGACACAAGUGAAUGUGAAAAUGAUUGGUCGAGUCAAUCGUUUCUGGCGAAUAGUUAUGGAAAUGCUCAGUCGAAGAAUCUGCGCUCGUAUUUACCCGAUAUCAUUGGGCAUAUAAAUAUUUUCAUGUAUCAACCAACACAAAAUGGGCGACACCGAACUGCACAACGAUUUCGUUUUCCAGCUGCUCGAUACACAAUUCGAACGUUCCCUAUCCUUGGUCCAUUUACGACCUUUCAAAUGACAUUGCCAUUAUUCGUACAUUCUUUGAGUGUACAAACAAUUAUCUAUGCAUCGGAAGAAGCCGUUUAUCUGCUACCUCCACUUUUUAACAAACAUGGUCAAAUUUUCUCAUUAGCGGAGCUUAUCGCGCUGCAAUAUGCUAGAUUGGAGAAACGAAUGUGUCGACAAACAUCUUCGGUUAACUUGAUGACAUUGUUUCAUCCUGGAAUCGUUAGAGGUCCAAGUAUUCCACAAAUUGAUUUAACAACCGGCUAUUUUCAAGGUGGCAUCGAAGUCAAAUAUCGUUGGCCAUUUAUUACGAAGUUUUCCAGAGUAUCAUCUUAUAUUAAUAUUACUUACAAUAAUGGCGAUCGUUACGAAGGGUAUAUAAGUAAUGGAAUGAUCAACGGUUAUGGUAUAUACAACUAUGCCGAUGGUAGCAAAUUUGUUGGUAAUUUCAUAAAUGCUUCAUCCAAUGGUUUUGGUGAAAUGCGCUGGAUCGACAAUACUUGGUACGAAGGCCAUUGGGUGAAUGACGUGAUGCACGGCAAUGGCACUUACUAUUAUCCUGAUGGGCGAAAGUAUGUUGGCCAUUCAGCAAAUGACACGGCAGAUGGAUAUGGUGAAAUGUCCUGGCCUGGAGGUGAUCGAUAUGAAGGGAGUUGGAAAAACGAUACGAUGCACGGCAAUGGUACUUAUCAUUAUACAGAUGGUAGAACACAUAUAGGUCGUUAUAAGAACGGUAUCAAAAAUGGAUUCGGUGAAAUGUCCUGGACAAAUGGCGAUCGUUUUAUAGGAUAUUGGAAACGGGAUGCAAUGAAUGGUAAUGGUACUUAUUAUUANAAAAUAAUAUGA
Molecule: messenger RNA, 1392 nt
Organism: Adineta ricciae
Lineage: Eukaryota; Metazoa; Rotifera; Eurotatoria; Adinetida; Adinetidae
Source: the annotation of a GenBank genome assembly